GAAUUAGAAACAUUGCUGGGAAUUGUUGAAAGGCGUAGAAAUCAAUUGAAGGCAUCCAAAACACAACGAAAGUUCUGCACAUGCUCACCGGACUGUUCUUAUGCAGCGAUCGUCGAAGAUAAAAGACGUGCAUUUAUCUAUUGGCAACCGACCGCUCUCGAUACGGAUUUACGCAAUCGAACAAGUGGUCAGCGAGUGAAGGCAGUGGCGAAGCAGAAUUUGGUAUCGUUGUCGAUGAUCGAUUCGGAUGGUUUCAAACGGGACGUGCUUGAGAAUAUCGUUGGAGUUUUUGCUGACACCAAAGCGCUUUUCAUCCUGACGACGAAACAUUUGUUCGUGAUUGUUCUAAAAUGA
Messenger RNA from Anisakis simplex (herring worm), 354 nucleotides. NCBI's taxonomy places the organism in Eukaryota, Metazoa, Nematoda, Chromadorea, Rhabditida, Anisakidae. The record is from the annotation of a GenBank genome assembly.